This is a messenger RNA of Lates calcarifer (barramundi perch), 3389 nucleotides long. It is a transcript of the gene gsna, whose product is annotated as gelsolin a. Gene Ontology annotation, cellular component: actin cytoskeleton; cytoplasm. The transcript is spliced from 17 exons. The coding region runs from base 174 to 2393 and encodes 739 amino acids. Gene Ontology annotation, biological process: actin filament severing; barbed-end actin filament capping; actin polymerization or depolymerization. Gene Ontology annotation, molecular function: actin filament binding; phosphatidylinositol-4,5-bisphosphate binding. The record is from RefSeq and is a predicted model, not a curated record. Lineage: Eukaryota; Metazoa; Chordata; Actinopteri; Centropomidae.
ACGGGGAGUGUCCCGAGCGAAAAGCAUAAACAGCGGCCCUGCUCUCCGCUGCUCCGCCGUCUCGACGCCUCUCUGCUCCCGCUGUAGCCAGAAGCGCUCACCGCGGCUCAGUCAGGUCCACGCCCGUCCAUUCGUCCUUCCUUCCCCGAUCACAGUCUACGCGUCCAGGCAGGAUGGCAGCGCACCACCCAGAGUUCGAGCGGGCCGGACAGAAGCCGGGUCUCCAGGUGUGGAGGGUGGAGAACUUUGACCUGGUGCCCGUUCCGGAGAACCUGUACGGGGGAUUUUACACCGGAGACGCCUACCUCAUCCUCAACACCAUCAAACAGCGCUCCGGGAACCUGCAGUACGACCUCCACUUCUGGCUGGGUGAUUUCUGCACGCAGGAUGAGAGCGGCUCGGCGGCUAUCUUUACAGUCCAAAUGGACGACUUCCUGGGGGGGAAACCCAUCCAGUACCGCGAGGUCCAGGGACAUGAGUCCAAAACCUUUCUGGGCUACUUCAAGUCUGGAAUCAAAUACAUGAAAGGGGGCGUGGCGUCUGGGUUCAAGCACGUCGUCACCAACGAGGUGGUUGUGCAGCGUGUGUUCCAGGUCAAAGGUCGCCGUGCUGUCCGGGCAACAGAGGUGCCAGUCAGCUGGGACAGCUUCAACCAAGGAGAUUGCUUCAUCCUGGACCUGGGAGAUGAGAUUUUCCAGUGGUGUGGCUCCCAGAGCAACCGCUUCGAGAAACUGAAGGCCACGCAGGUCGCCAAGGGUAUCCGUGACAAUGAGCGCAGUGGAAGGGCCCGAGUUUAUGUCUGUGAUGAGGGUAUGGAGAGAGAGAAGAUGUUAGAGGUUUUAGGUCCUAAACCAGAUCUGCCUGCCGGAGCCACAGAUGACAUCAAAGCUGAUGCUUCAAAUAGGAAGAUGGCCAAACUGUACAAGGUGUCCAAUGCCAGUGGAGGCAUGACCAUUGCACUGGUGGCAGCAGAGAACCCCUUCGCCCAGAGCGCUCUGGAGACCGGUGACUGCUUCAUCCUGGACCACGGCUCUGAUGGCAAGAUCUUCGUCUGGAAAGGCAGAGAUGCCAACAUGGACGAGCGAAAGGCAGCGAUGAAGGCAGCAGAGGAGUUCAUCAAGAAGAUGGGUUACCCCAAACACACUCAGGUGCAGAUCCUGCCGGAGAUGGGCGAGACGCCGCUCUUCAAGCAGUUCUUCAAAAACUGGCGGGACAAGGAUCAGACAGUGGGCCUGGGCGUCGCCUACAUCGCCAACAGCAUCGCCAAGAUCGAGAAGGUGGCCUUCGACGCCGCCAGCCUGCACAACUCCCCUGCCAUGGCCGCCCAGCACGGCAUGGUGGAUGACGGCAGCGGAGAGAAACAGAUCUGGCGUAUCGAGGGAUCCGACAAGGUGACAGUGGAUCCGUCAACAUAUGGACAGUUCUAUGGAGGAGACAGUUACAUCAUCCUGUACAACUACCAUCACGGAGGACGUCAGGGACAUAUCAUCUAUAUGUGGCAGGGCAUGGACUCCAGUCAGGAUGAGAUCGGGGCCUCAGCGAUCCUCGGGGCGCAGCUGGAUGAUGAGCUCGGUGGUGGUCCUGUCCAGGUUGUUGGUGCUCCCAUAACCACUCAGGUGAGGGUGGUGCAGGGGAAAGAGCCGGCCCAUCUGAUGAGUCUGUUUGGAGGACAGCCAAUGGUGGUGUACAAGGGAGGAACGUCCAGAGAAGGAGGUCAGUCCGCUCCUGCAGAGACUCGACUCUUCCAGGUGCGAUCCAACUCUGCAGGACACACUAGAGCUGUGGAGCUUGACGCAGUGGCAGCCAACCUGAACUCCAAUGAUGCUUUCAUUCUGGUGACCCCUGGAGGCUCCUUCAUGUGGGUGGGAGUGGGUGCCAGUGACACAGAGAAGCAGGGUGCUCAGCAGCUGUGUAACAUCCUGGGAGUGUCGACCUCUGAGCUGUCUGAGGGAGGAGAGACUGAUCAGUUCUGGGAGGCUCUGGGAGGAAAGACAGAAUAUCGCACUUCUACCAGACUCAAGGACAAGAUGGACACUCAUCCACCCAGACUCUUUGCCUGCUCCAAUAAGACUGGAAACUUCAUUAUUGAGGAGGUACCCGGGGAGUUGACCCAGGACGACCUCGCCACUGAUGAUGUCAUGAUCCUCGACACCUGGGAGCAGGUGUUUGUCUGGAUUGGAAACGAGGCCCAAGAGGAAGAGAAGACUGAAGCCAUGGCAUCUGCGGUCCGCUACAUCGAGACAGAUCCGGCCAAAAGAGAUCGCAGGACACCUAUCGUCAAGAUCAAGCAGGGCUUCGAGCCGCCCACCUUCACCGGCUGGUUCCUGGGCUGGGACCACGACUACUGGACCAGCGACCCUCUGGAGCGUGCUAUGGCUGAGCUGGCCCUGUGAGCUCUCAGACCCACUUCACCUUUCACCUUUCACCCUGCUGCUCUGCUUCAAGCACCGGGCUCCAAUCAGAGACUUUUUUAGCUGCCAAUACGCCCUGAAAAUGAGUUAUUUCCUUUUUUUACAUUUUGAUGUGUCUUUAAAGGGAUAGAGGUCUAUAAAGCUUUGUCUCACAUGCUACAGCGAUGCCUUUAUACCCGUUAUUGAAACCAACCAAUGACAAUAGAGCUUCAACAGAUACACAGGCUUCCUGUAGGGUUUUGCACUAGAUAGUCAACUACUAUGACUUUUAUUGAAGGCAAUUUUUUUUUCAUUUAUAUUUUGACAAUAAAACCUGUUCACUAGUGAUGUGCAAUGACAACAAACGUACAAUGAGACAGUUAAAAGCCAUGGUGUCCUGCAACAUUGGGAAACUCACUGCCAAGAAAACACUGCUUAUUAAAAGCAAUACAACCAAUGCCUUAAUAUUCUUUCCUCUAGUUUGCAGUUAUCCUCUUUUUUUAAUGGUACUGUUCUAGUUUAUGGAUGCCUUUAUAGACAAGCUGUUUGUACCUUCAGUUUAGAUGUCACUUAUGAUAUUUAUUUUUUUUUAAAUGCCAAGAUUUUUGUCCAGGAAGCCUGUGUGAUGCUGCAGUUUAACAGGAAACCGAUGCUUUGCUGCUUAACAAACCAGUUACGUCUUCUGUGACACUUACUGAGGUUUCCCUAUGCCUUGUUAUCAUUUCAAUAAAACCAAAUUAAUGUUAAAAGUGUUAAUGUCUCUGCUUUUACAAACACUUACCUGCAGCUCUGUCCUGAAAGAAUGAAAUCCAUAGAAUAAAAAUGAUGACUUUGAUAGCAUCUUUAUUUAAAGUCUUUAUAUAUAAGUAUUAUGUCAAGAUAAAACCAUAUCAAACAUUAGCAAACUGUACAAAAAAAGUAGUUCACUGCAAAAACUAAUAUAACCAUAAAUCCUGCACUUGUAAAACAUUGACACUGACGUGACCUUUUUUUUUUUUU